GCUUUUGGAAUACAUUUUGUAACGAUUCUUUAUUCUAUUUUCAUUUUAUUUUUUGCACUCUUAUUGCUGUAGCCUAGUCUGAGCUGCGUUGACAGAAAUGAUAUUUUUAGAUUUUUGAAAUGAGAAUCAAGAAGAGGAAUCGUUUUUUGGAAUGGCAGGCGCUCUGGUAUUAUUUAUUUGUCUUGUGGAAUACAAUAGAGGCACAGAUUCACUACACUAUUCCAGAGGAACUAAAGCAAGGUUCUGUUGUUGGGAAUCUAGGGAAAGACCUGGGUUUGGGGGUUUCGGAGAUUUCUGAUCGAAAAUUACGGAUUGCAUCCGAGGGUAAGCAGUAUUUCAGUGUGGAUUUGGGGAAGGGGGAGCUGGUCGUGAGCGAGAGAAUCGACAGAGAGACUCUGUGCGGACAAAGCGCCAGUUGUGUGUUACCUUUAGAGGUUAUCAUUGAAAACCCAUUAGAACUAUUCCGCAUUGAGAUUGAAAUAAAUGAUAUUAAUGACAAUGUUCCACAUUUUCCAUCAAAGGUGUAUGUUUUAAGAAUCGGUGAACAUUCUGCUUCGGGAUCGCGAUAUCAGUUGGAAAAGGCAGUGGACCCUGACGUUGGUUCAAACGCAUUAAAUACGUACAAGAUUAGUACAAGUGAACAUUUUUCAUUGAAUGUUAAAACAACAAAGGACGGAGUAAAGGUUCCAGAGUUAGUUCUUCAGAAGCCACUGGACAGAGAGAAACAGCCUGUCCAUCGACUCGUUCUAACGGCUGUUGAUGGGGGGAAUCCAGUGCUAUCGGGAACAACAGAUAUAACCGUUCAGGUUCUAGAUAUAAAUGACAAUGCACCCCAAUUUGAAAGGGCUAUUUAUGAAAUAUCACUUCUGGAAAAUUCGCCACCAUCGACUACUGUUUUAACAGUGAAAGCCGUUGAUGUGGAUGAAGGAUCUAAUGCCGAAAUAUUGUAUUCAUUUGCUGAACAUACAUCAGAAACAAUCCGGAAUGUUUUUGCCCUGAUUCCUGAGAGUGGCGAGGUUAAGAUAAUAAAUCCACUCGAUUACGAAAAUGCCAAUUCGUUUGAAUUUGAUAUUCGUGCUACAGACAAAGGCACGCCAGCAAUGGAAGGUCGCUGUACUGUCCAUGUGGACGUAAUUGAUGUGAACGACAAUCCUCCCGAAAUCAUCAUGAAGACUUUGCCAAGCCCUGUAAGAGAGGACGCCCCUGUCGGGACUGUGGUUGCUCUCAUAAGGGCGGUCGAUGUAGAUUUCGGAAACAACGGAAAGGUUACCUUACAUAUUCCCCCAGAAUAUCCCUUUAAAUUGAAACCGUCGUUUUCCGACCAUUACACAUUGAUUACGGGUUCGAAAUUGGACCGGGAGGCCUCCGCACGGUACACUAUCGAUAUAAUUGCGACUGAUUCCGGUUCACCCCCACUCUCGACGCCAAGAAGUAUUAAUAUAAAUAUUUUGGAUGUGAAUGACAAUCCGCCAAUUUUCUCCCAACCUUCAUACGUCGUGUAUGUAAAAGAGAAUGGGGUUCCGGGGACAAUAUUAUGUUCAGUAUCCGCAUCUGACCCAGACCUUGGUGAGAAUGCUAAAAUCUCAUACUCUAUCUUAGACUCUAAAGUUCAAGACGUGUCUGUCUCCUCGUAUAUUUACAUUAACUCCGAUAACGGCAGCAUCUACAGCAUGCACUCGUUUGACUAUGAGAAGCUGAAGGUGUUCCAGGUCCAGGUGCAGGCAAAGGACCAGGGCUCUCCGUCUCUCAGCAGUAACGCUACUGUUCAUGUUUUUAUCCUGGAUCAGAACGACAACACCCCCACUGUAAUUUACCCCUCUGUUAUCAUGGGCUCAGUCUCUCACCAGAAACUGCCCCGCUCUGCUAAAGCGGGACACCUCGUUACCAAGGUAACAGCAGUGGACGCUGACUCGGGGCACAACGCCUGGAUUUCCUAUAGAGUGGUGGAGGCUACAGACGCUUCUCUGUUUGGUGUGAAUCUUUAUACCGGGGAGGUGAGGACUAAACGCGCUGUUUCAGAGCAGGAUGACGCCUCUCAGAGGCUGCUUAUAGAGAUCAAGGACAACGGGGAGCCCGUCCAGUCCACCACAGUCACAGUCGGCAUAUUGUUAGAGGACGGGGUUCACGAGCCCAUUUCGGACUUGCGACAGAAAACGCAAGAACCCAGCAAGAAAAACAACAAGAUCACAUUUUAUUUGAUCAUCUCUCUGGCGUCGAUUUCCGCCGUGUCUUUUGUGACUUUUGUAAUAUUGACAGUGAAGUGCGUUAGAAACAGCCGAAGGGGGGCGUGUUGCUGUAUCAGACGGUCUGAAUCUGACGGAUACAAGAAUCCCAACAGAAAUCUUCAGAUCCAGCUGAACACUGACGGGCCUAUUAAGUAUGUGGAGGUUCUGGGAGGGGACAUGAUGUCUCAGAGCCAGUCCUUCAGGUCGUGCCUCUCUCCGGUGUCAGAGUUCAGUGAUUUCACCUUCGUUAAGCCCAGCAGCACCUCUGACUUUAAGGAUAUGAUCAGUGUACUGGACGCGUCUCUUCCUGACAGUGCGUGGACUUUCGAGAGUCAACAGGUGAGCAUUACCUCAUGA
Molecule: messenger RNA, 2582 nt
Organism: Conger conger (European conger)
Lineage: Eukaryota; Metazoa; Chordata; Actinopteri; Anguilliformes; Congridae
Product: protocadherin gamma-C5-like
Exons: 1
Coding region: 120-2582 (820 amino acids)
Biological process (GO): homophilic cell-cell adhesion
Cellular component (GO): plasma membrane
Molecular function (GO): calcium ion binding
Source: RefSeq, a predicted model, not a curated record